AUGCCGUGUCCCUCAUGUCAGGCCUUCGAGCUACAAGGACGUAGUAUCAACUUAAACCUGCGGAUCGAGUUAGUGGGCCACGCUGAUGAAGGUGACCAGGAACUCACCAGCGAGGAUGUUGAAGAUAACAAAUCAGCAAGGAACGAUAAGGCUUCCCUUCUACUUCUGCCAACACAAAAACACGAAGAUGGCGAGGUGGACUCCAUUGUCAGGCUGAAAGAGCGCCUGCAGAUGGCAGAGAUGGGCUGCGAAACGCUGCGAAAUCUGUACCAAAUUUACAGACUUCGCUGGUUAGAGGAAAAUUACCGGGCAAGGAUGAUGGAGAAAUACGUACCGAGUGGAAUCAGUACUUGUUCUCCUCAUCAGAUUGCAUGGGACGCCCCUUCUCCAACUCAAAGCGAAUACGAACUUGAGGUUGAUGGCUGA
This is a messenger RNA of Suillus clintonianus, 426 nucleotides long. RefSeq lists its product as uncharacterized. The transcript has 4 exons. The record is from RefSeq and is a predicted model, not a curated record. Lineage: Eukaryota; Fungi; Basidiomycota; Agaricomycetes; Boletales; Suillaceae. Bases 1 to 426 code for a protein of 141 amino acids.